UAUUUGCAUGUCAUGAGGUCUAAGGGAAACAAACUGACCCUCAGCCUUCCCCCAUCCAGCCAAAUUCUGAUGGGACCCUCAAAUAGCUCUGGCAAAGUGUUCUGUUUCUUUUGGACUUGAUGAAUGCUUGUUUCUGUGAAGGCGUGUAAUUAUUUCUUCCUUUAUUUUGCUGCACAAGUUACCAAGAGAAGCAGCUUAAAACAAAAUAUCACGUGGAGAACCCCAACAGAAUGACCAGCAGUCACACAGACUGCCAUUACUGCCUGCAGUCUCUUCGUGGAAGGAAAUAUGCAUUGAGAGAUGAAUACGCUUAUUGUGUUGCAUGUUAUGACAGCCUGUAUGCCAACCCCUGUGAAGAGUGUAAGCAACCUAUUGAGUGCAAUUCCAAGGAUCUGGCCUACAAAGGCCGCCACUGGCAUGAGAGGUGCUUCAAGUGUGCCAAGUGCAGUCGCUCACUGGUGGAGAAACCAUUUGCUGCCAAGGACGAGGUCUUGCUGUGUACAGAAUGCUACUCUGAUGAGUAUUCAUCUAAGUGUUUCCACUGCCAGAAGACUAUUAUGCCUGGUUCCCGUAAAAUGGAAUUUAAGGGGAGUUCCUGGCAUGAAUCCUGUUUUGUUUGCCGGUAUUGUCAGCAACCAUUGGGAACAAAACCAUUAAUCACCAAAGACAAUGAGAAUUACUGCGUGCCCUGCUUUGAGAAGCAAUUUGCUCACCAUUGUUACUCUUGCAAAAAGGUAAUAACUUCUGGAGGCGUGACCUGCCAUGACCAGCCUUGGCAUAAAGAAUGUUUUGUUUGUGCUGGGUGUAAAACCCAGCUGUAUGGACAAAGGUUUAUUUCCAAAGAUGAAUACCCAUACUGUGUGGACUGUUUCAGCAAAUUGUAUGCAAAGAAGUGUGCUGCUUGCAAGAAACCUGUUACAGCUCUCGGAAGUGCCAAAUAUAUCUCAUUUGAAGAGCGUCAGUGGCACGGGGAAUGCUUUAACUGUGCAAAAUGCUCUGUCUCACUGGUGAGCAGGGAAUUCCUCACUCGGCAGGAUGACAUCCUUUGCCAUGAAUGUGCCUCUGCUUCGUAGUUCUGUGGAAAGCUGUACAGCUGCAUUAUUCUCACUCUGUAACAACACAGUUCAUUACUCUGCUGUAAGAAAACCACAUAAAAGUUGUAACAGUUAUUUAGUCAUUCAAGUAACUUUCCCUCAGCAGUUUAAUUUUAUAAUAUCUAUAACUGCUUAUAAAAAAAUAUAAACAGCCCCAUACUGGUUAAGAAAAUUAUGCAGAAAAGAUUCACAUAUAUUUUAAAUCUAACUACAUUAUGUUUUCCUUGUAACACACUGCACUCUGCUGUUAGAAGCUUAAAAAUUUACCUUUCAUCUCCCAUGAAACCAAGGAGGAUUGUGAAAAGUCUGUAUGGUAUAUGAAUAUUGAUGAGGCAUUAACAUUGUUUUACAGACGCAGACUUGGGCAUGGAGAGCUAGGCAUGUACAUUUUUCUAUUGGAUCAUAAAAUCAAUGAGAACAACUCAUAAAUAUUAUAUUCGUCCACACUUUAGGCCAAAAAGGUGCUGACAAAGCAGGCAGAAACUGUGAGGAGGAGAUGCUUCCACAGAGAGGGCCACUGAGUCAGAGAUGCUCCUUCCAGGGCUAGAUAAAGGGGAAAAAAGGUCAUUUUCCUCCUCUUACUGGGAUUGCGAUUGCUCCUCAAAAACAUAGUCCUCAGGCAUUCAAAACACUACAACACAGUUCCUUUCCCAAAAUUGGGUAACUGUGCUUAAUUUUUCAGACAUAGUUGCUCUAGAACAUAAAUAAACUCAUAUUUUGAAAAAAGAGGUGAGGAUUGCCCAAGACUGAAUAGUGCUAAUGUACAUUUUCCCAUAGCUAAUAUACCUUAGGACUCUUUCUCCAUUGUCUUCACUAGGCCUUCAAAUACAUGCAUAAAGUGUACAUUUUAAUUAGCAGACACAAGAGCACACUCACAUUUGUCCCUUUAACCUUGUCCCUUCAAAGCUUCUUUGACAGCGAUCAAAGCCCUGUUAAUGGCCUUACCAUUUCAAUUCUGCUAGGUCUUUGAUUCAUAGUCCAUCUUUUUUCUUGAAAUGCCUGGUUCUCCAGAACCAAUACUCAAUUCAUGUUACCAUGUGCCACAUGUAGUUGCCAAUAGUGUGUCAAGAAUUAGUAAUGUUGUCAUUGCAAGUUAGGCAGUUCUUGCUUGCAGUACAAGGUCCUGGUUUCUAGGUAGUUGGCUUCAAGAAGGUUCUAUCUGCUUGCUAAGCUUCAACACUCAAUUGUCUAUUAUUAAAGGUCAUCUAGAGCUGUGUUACAAACAUAUAUCUUCUUCCUUUUUCCAUACUAUAUGUUACAGUGGCCUGGUUCAUGUACUGGGCCAUUGUGAAUGGAGCAGUGAUGUUAAGAAUAGUAGGUUCUGCACUGCUCAGCACUGUUUGAGUCUUCAUCUAGCAUGUCUUUAAGUCACUCUUCUUUAGACUCCGACCUUAAGUGCAUAGAAUUUUUUGGCUGACUUGAGUGGCCUUUAUUCAUAGUGAAGACAGCCAUUACUUUAGAUAGGAGACUGAAAAAAAAGACUUAAAAAAAAGAAUAUGUGUGCAUAGCUAAGCCAAGGCUGAACUGCAGUGGCAUAAGAUCGGUACAGAUAAUGACUGACCAACAAGUACAUAGCAAUCUGUUUUCCAGUCAAUAAAAUAUUAUCUUUUGCUCUACGUGGUGUUCAUUUUUGGUUUUCAGUUUCCUCUUCCAUGCUUUUUAUUGCAUUCUAGAUUUUGAUGAGUUUAUGCCUUUUCAUUUUAUCCCAACUGCUUUCUUUUCUAUUUACUAAUCUCACAUGGCUAAUACAAGUUCUUGGUAAGGC
Manacus vitellinus (golden-collared manakin) is the source of this 2859-nucleotide messenger RNA. It is a transcript of the gene FHL5, whose product is annotated as four and a half LIM domains 5. The transcript is spliced from 6 exons. Lineage: Eukaryota; Metazoa; Chordata; Aves; Passeriformes; Pipridae. Gene Ontology annotation, biological process: positive regulation of transcription by RNA polymerase II. Bases 231 to 1073 code for a protein of 280 amino acids. Gene Ontology annotation, molecular function: transcription coactivator activity. The record is from RefSeq and is a predicted model, not a curated record. Gene Ontology annotation, cellular component: nucleus; Z disc.